UAAGCCACAUUAAGGAAACAAUGCUCCUCUCCAACACCACAGGCUCUCUGACAGGAGCAGUGCCCCUCUCGGUGGACUUCGACAGUCCUGUGGAUUACUUCGUCUUUAUUUUCCAGAUUUUAUUCGCUACAACUGCUGUCCUCAUAGCUGCACCUGUAGGCAUUGCCAUUUUCUCCACCAGAGCGCUCCGUCUGCAAAACAGGUUUAUUUUCAUGCUGAACACCAGUAUUUGUGACACGCUGGUUGGGAUUUCAGUGUUUUAUCUGGGCCUGUUUGACGUUCAGGAGGGAUAUCCGUCUAGAAAUGGCACUUAUAAUUUUUUGCCGUCACUUCUUGGGGUAAACAUAAUGACAUUUUUAUUUGCGCAAUUUGACCGGUAUUUUGCUGUGUGUCAUCCAUUCAUCUACGCGCGUUUAAUCAGCCGGCAAGUGGUCAUCUCUGCAAAUGUCUACUGCUGGCUUCAUGUCUACUCUCAGUCGAUCGUUUUAAAAUUUUUGCCACUUUCCAAAUCAGUACAACUGUACGUUUUCAGUAUUGGUAUCUUACAACUCAUCGUGCUCACCAAAGUGGUCAUGACUAUUAAACUGUAUGUUAUUGCCAGGUACCAGGUCGAGAGAGACCCUCCCAGCGCCGAGAAAGACAGCAAGAAGGAGUCAUUAAGAAUCAUCAUUUUUGUUGUCAUAAGCUUCUUGGUGUUGUGGUGCCCCUCUUUUGUUAAUAUCGUCCUCAGAUUCCUCACAGGAGGAGGGCUGACGUUUAGGAAUGAGGCCACUAACCCCUUCGCCAUCCUGGCUCGUCUGAGCGCUGUGUGCACCCCGGCGGUGUACCUGUGGGGGAGUCCGGCUCUGAGAGAGGCCACGGUGAGGACCGUGUGGGGCAGAGUGUGUCCCAGAUGCAGGAGGAGGGUUGGCUCCUGUUCCGUGAAGGGGGAUGGCAGACAGAGGCCUCUAAAGAUCCACUGACUGUCAAAUGGGCCCGUGUUGACCGAGGACGCCGUCACUCCGGACAGCAGCAAACCAGAAACAAAUAUUCAAGUGUAAUUUAAACAUGAAAUGCAUAAAUAGAUAAAUCGUUCUACUGCCAAGUUGAUUGCUCCUGAUCUUGUGCUGCAGUUUGUCCUUCAUAGUACUUAGAAACCCUGUAUAUUAUGACAACAAUCUGUAUAUCGUUUUUAUAGUAUAUCUGUAACAUAGACACCUGUACAUACCCUGUACAUAGGGUAAA
This is a messenger RNA of Scatophagus argus, 1224 nucleotides long. RefSeq lists its product as uncharacterized. The record is from RefSeq and is a predicted model, not a curated record. Gene Ontology annotation, biological process: G protein-coupled receptor signaling pathway. NCBI's taxonomy places the organism in Eukaryota, Metazoa, Chordata, Actinopteri, Scatophagidae. The transcript has 2 exons. Gene Ontology annotation, cellular component: membrane. Bases 21 to 962 code for a protein of 313 amino acids. Gene Ontology annotation, molecular function: G protein-coupled receptor activity.